Mesitornis unicolor (brown roatelo) is the source of this 612-nucleotide messenger RNA. It is a transcript of the gene SH3BGR, whose product is annotated as SH3 domain binding glutamate-rich protein. The record is from RefSeq and is a predicted model, not a curated record. The transcript is spliced from 7 exons. Gene Ontology annotation, cellular component: cytoplasm. NCBI's taxonomy places the organism in Eukaryota, Metazoa, Chordata, Aves, Mesitornithiformes, Mesitornithidae. Bases 1 to 612 code for a protein of 203 amino acids.
AUGGUGAUCAAAGUCUUUGUAGCCACAUCUUCGGGCUCGACAGCGAUCAAGAAGAAACAGCAAGAAGUAGUGGGUUUUUUAGAGGCCAACAAGAUUGACUUUCAGCAAAUGGACAUAGCAGGUGAUGAAGACAACAGGAAAUGGAUGAGAGAGAAUGUUCCAGGUGAAAAAAAGCCUCAAAAUGGAAUUCCCCUCCCUCCACAGAUCUUCAACGAGGAGCGAUACUGUGGGGAUUUUGAAUCCUUUUUCUCGGCUAAAGAAGAAAAUAUUAUUUAUUCAUUCCUGGGUCUUGCUCCUCCUCCAGGCACAAAGGAGACUGACAAGUCUGAUACCACGGAUGAAACUGAGGCACACACAGAAGACAAGGGAGAUGAAGAGGCUCGUGAAGAGACUCAGUCUGCUCAGUCAUCAUCAGAAGAUCAACAGGAAAGCAAAGAAGAACAUGCAGAAGCAGGGAAAAGCAGGAAGAGGGAGAAGAAAAGAAGGAGGAGGAGGAGGAGGAGGAGGAGGAGGAAGAGCAAGAAGAGUCUUAGUAUACUUCCCUAUGACACAUUCUUUCUUGAACAGGUUUUCAGGAAGCACAAGCUGGAGCAACCCUGCCAAAGAAAAUAA